UUACCCCGGAAAUGACGCCUGUAUGACAACAGGAACCACCAAACUUUAGCCUGUUAGCCUGUAGUAGCAUAACAACCCCGAUUCGUUAGAAAUAAAGAAAAUCUCCGACGCACCUUAUUGCGAUCAUUAUCUUUAGAUUCUGGUAUGAAGCUUUAGGCACUGUGUAUAAAGCGUGUUGAGGAAUGGUCUGAUUGCAGCAGCAAACAUGCACAGCCGUUUGCAGGAGCUGAAGAAGGAAGAGGAGACUCUCCUCAAAAUCAAAGUCAUGCUACAAGACCAGCUGAACCGCCUGAAGUUUGAAGAAGGGGCCUUGAAGUCUAUUAUCAGCGCUCAAACAGAAGAAGGAGCUUCACAUGACCCCUCGCCAGAAAAUGAGGUUCAGAUUAAUCUUGACGAUGAGACCGAAAUCAAUCGAACCAAACUCUUGCUGAAUAGUGCAGAGGAUUAUGACAUGGAGGAAGAAGACGAAGAUGAUGAAGACGAGGAGAAUGAAUAUGAUGAAGAGGAUGAAGAGAAUGAGUUUGAAUUUGUGCCUGAAGCAGAUGAGGAGGAUGAUAAUUACUAAGAAUAGUGGGUUGUGUGUGUAUUUGGCCACUUAACAAGAACACCUUUUAGUUGUAUUAUUAGUUGGUAGGUUUAAUUUAUUCAGAUGGAGUAACCGUUACAUUGUAAUAGUCAGUGGUGCUAGCAGUGCCCAUUUCUAGCCUAAUUUAGAGCCACAUUUCUCCCUAUCAUUUAACUUAAAGUCUGUGAGAAAUGUGUCACUGACAUGCUAUAAGACAGUAUCAUUAGGUGCUUACUGAGUAGCUUUUUAGGCAUUUUUUUUUUUGGUGAAGUAUUCACUUGAAAAUCCAAAAUCCUGGUUGUUAUGCGUGUCAUGAAAUGUUAUGGCUGGGCCAUAAAAGAGAAUAAAAUGUAUGUGUUGUUAUAAAAGAAAUAAGAAUUAUAAGCACAAAAAUAAAUGUUUUGCUUUGUU
Messenger RNA from Xiphophorus couchianus (Monterrey platyfish), 976 nucleotides. It is a transcript of the gene snapc5, whose product is annotated as small nuclear RNA activating complex, polypeptide 5. The transcript is spliced from 4 exons. The record is from RefSeq and is a predicted model, not a curated record. Gene Ontology annotation, biological process: transcription initiation at RNA polymerase III promoter; transcription by RNA polymerase II. Gene Ontology annotation, cellular component: nucleus. NCBI's taxonomy places the organism in Eukaryota, Metazoa, Chordata, Actinopteri, Cyprinodontiformes, Poeciliidae. Bases 206 to 565 code for a protein of 119 amino acids.